Messenger RNA from Salvelinus namaycush (lake trout), 5508 nucleotides. Its product is annotated as SH3 and multiple ankyrin repeat domains protein 2-like. Gene Ontology annotation, molecular function: ionotropic glutamate receptor binding; synaptic receptor adaptor activity. The transcript is spliced from 21 exons. NCBI's taxonomy places the organism in Eukaryota, Metazoa, Chordata, Actinopteri, Salmoniformes, Salmonidae. Gene Ontology annotation, cellular component: postsynaptic density; postsynaptic membrane; dendritic spine. The record is from RefSeq and is a predicted model, not a curated record. The coding region runs from base 1 to 5508 and encodes 1835 amino acids.
AUGCCUCGGAGUCCUACAUCCAGUGAGGAGGAGAUGGCCCAGAGUUUCUCUGACGGCUCUGGAGGUUUUGAGACAGACAGCUCAAAGGAGGAGCCUGGCCAUGGAGGACCUGGAGGGGAAAGGGCUAGCAGGACAGACAGGAGGGCAGAGAGGGACAGGGCUGCCCGUAGGGAGUCACUGGAAUUCUGUGUGGUUAUCCCUGACCUGCAGCAAUCUAAGUGUAUGAGGUUUAAGCCCGAGGCCACAGUGUGGGUUGCUAAGCAGCAGGUCCUGUGUACACUGACCCAGACUUUGAGGGACGUGCUGAACUACGGCCUCUUCCAGCCUGCUGUUGAGGGCCGAGAGUCCGGCUUCCUGGAUGAGGAGUGUCCCCUUAAAGACUACCCCACUCCCACCAACACUAAGGGGAUCCCCACUCUGGAGUUCCGUUACAAGAGCCGGGUCUAUCAACAGCCCAAUGUGAACGAGAAGCAGAUCGCCAAAAUCCACACGCAGGCCAACUACAGGAAAUUAAUGGAUCACAUUCAGCAUCACCAGCUGGAUAAACUAGCAAAAAUGCUGGAGAAAGGCCUCGAUCCCAACUACCACGACCCAGACACUGGUGAAACUCCACUGACCUUCGCAGCCCACCUGGACAAUGUGGCGCAGGUCGUCGUGGUACUGAAAAACGGUGGAGCACAUCUUGACUUCAGAUCACAAGAUGGGAUGACCGCUCUCCACAAAGCAGUCAGGGCAAAGAAUCAGGUCACACUGAAGGCUCUACUGGAACUAGGUGCCUCCCCAGACUACAAGGACAGCCAAAGUCUGACCCCCCUGUACCACACAGUCCUGGUUGGAGGAGACUCAGGUUGCUGUGAGCUCCUGCUGAGGGCGCGCGCCACCGUCUCCUGCCACGACGAGAAUGGCUGGCACGAGAUACACCAGGCGUGUAGAUAUGGACAUGUCCACCACCUGGAGCAGCUGUUGUUCUAUGGAGCAGAUAUGGGUGUCAUGAACGCCUCGGGAAACACGGCUCUACACAUCUGUGCUCUAUACAAAGAGGAACACUGUGCCAGAGUACUGCUUGUUCGUGGUGCCAACAAGGAAGUGAAGAACUACAGAAGCCAGACACCAUUCCAGGUGGCCAUCAUCGCAGGAAACUUUGAAUUGGCAGAAUUAAUCAAGAACCAUAAAGAGACUGAUAUCGUGCCUUUCAAGGAGGUGCCGGCCCAACCCACCCGUCGCCAGCAGGCCCCACGGAGUACACUAGCUGCUCCACGGUCUAUGCUCCUACGCUCCAACAGCGACAACAACCUGAACGUGAACAACCGGUCACCCCUGCCCUCGCCGAGCCACUCUCCCCUUCGUAGCUUGUCACCCCGUCGGCCCCAGCAGCAGCAGAUGCCCAGUCCCAAUGGAACAGUCAGGACCAUGGGGAAGGGGGCUCCCCGCCCUCCCCGUUCACGCUCGCCCUCCCUGGGGCGCCUGGGGGAGGAGACACCCAGACAGGUCCCCCAGCGCCAGCCCAGCCCACACAGGGGUCAAGAAGAGUUCACUGGUGGCACAGACCGCCAGGGGCCCCAGUGUAAGCUGUACAGUGCUGUGGCAGGGAAGCACUUUGUGGUGACUAAGUCCUACCAGCCACAGGCCGAAGGGGAGAUCACCCUGUACCAGAACGACAGGGUCAAAGUGCUCUCCAUAGGUGAGGGUGGUUUCUGGGAGGGCAGUGCCAGGGGUAACGUGGGAUGGUUCCCAGCAGAGUGUGUGGAGGAGACCCCUAACCAAGAGGAAAGACCAUAUGCCCGAGCAGACAGGGCUGAGAGGAGGAAGCUCUUCAGGCACUACACCGUGGGGUCCUACGACAGCUUUGAUGCAUCAAGCAACUGUGUUAUUGACGAGAAGACGGUAGUUCUACAGAAGAAGGAUAAUGAGGGAUUCGGGUUUGUGCUGCGAGGGGCGAAAGCGGACACGCCCAUCGAGGAGUUCACCCCUACACCCGCCUUCCCCGCCCUGCAGUACCUGGAGUCUGUGGACGAGGGCGGGGUUGCAUGGCGGGCGGGGCUUCGCAACGGAGACUUCCUCAUCGAGGUGAACCAGGAAAAUGUUGUGAAGGUGGGCCACAAACAGGUGGUCAAUACGAUCCGACACGGGGGCAACCGGCUCAUCAUCAAAGUGGUGACAGUUAGCAGGAAUCUGGACCCUGAUGACACAGCCAGGAAGAAAGUGGCCACACCUCCACGUAGGACUCCUCCCACUGCCCUGUCCAUGGCCAUGCGCUCCAAAUCCAUGACCUCAGAGCUGGAGGAGCUAGAUAAAGUGGAAGAGAACAUGCCUCCUCAGAAGCCCAUGUGGGACAACUCUAACACUGACAUAAGGGUCGCAAACACGGUCAAAACGCGGCCCAACAGCAGGUGCUUGGCCAUGAACCCAGAGAUGAACUCCAUGUGUGAGAGCCAGGACGUGUCGAUGCAGACCCAGACCCAGCCCAGAGAGCCAGGCAGCCCCAGAGGUCGAGGCCCCUUCCUGGGGGUGCCAAACAGACAGGGGACCAUGAGACGACAAAAGUCCAUAGGAACAUCUGAGGACACCCCUCAGUUCCUGACCCCUCCCAUGUUGAAAUUCACCAGGAGCCUAUCAAUGCCGGACACAUCAGAGGACAUCCCACCCCCGCCAGCUAUCUCCCCUCCAUCUCCUCCUUACAACAACGACCCCAACCCCCAGGGCAGAGGCUACGGCACUAUCAGACACACUGUUUCCAAAGGCACCGCCCCUGAGCGAGGUGGGGACCCCAACACGGGCGGCAGGGACAGAUGGAGGGAACAGGGGGGUAUGUACUGCACAGAGCCCCAGUCGGAACAGUAUCAGUCUGAGGACCACCACCACCACCAGGGUAGCCAGAGUCCAGGCCAAGGCCUCACAGCCCAGCAGAGCUUCCUGAACCGCAGGGCCCAGAUCCCAGAGAACCCAUACUCAGACCUGGGGAAAAUGGGCAACCUGGGCCUGUUUGCCCCCAACAAACCUCAGAGGAGGAAGGGCAUGCUGAUGAAGCAGAACAAGAUUGAGGACAGCCCAGAGAAGACCUGCACCAUAAAAAUCCCAACCAUCAUCAUCAAGGAACCCUCUACAUCUAGCAGUGGGAAGAGCAGCCAGGGCAGCAGCAUGGAGAUAGAGACUGGAUCCCAUGACCACUCAGGACAACUCUGUCCGGACGACGGACACAACCCCAGCAGUCCCUUUGCCACAGCCAUGGCAGGCGCAGUGCGAGAACGUGAGAUGAGGAUGGUGGAUUCUCACCAGAACUCCCCAUCCUACAGGUUCACCGACCAGGGUGAAGAAGACUCGCCUCCCGCGCCUGCGCCUCGCCUCCGCCACUCCAAGUCCAUCGACGAGGGAAUGUUCAGUAGUGACGAGCGCCUGCGUCGCCUCAUGGCCCCACCUGCCUCACUACUCAGCAUCCCCAGAAGAGGGGGUAACGUAGCGGUCUUCAACACUCCGGAGCCCACUGUUGUGAGAGAGCCGCUCCACACGCGCACUGGCCACCACAGCCCGGUCAGUCUGCCCACCAAGACCUAUACCUCCAGUAGUGGGCGCUACGUCCACCCAGUCACAGGGAAGCCUCUGGACCCCAACUCCCCUCUGGCCCUGGCUCUGGCUGCACGGGACCGGGCCAUGAGAGAGCAGUCCCAGCCACUCCCGCUGAAGACCGAACCGCCUAAACCUGACCUGAACAAGCCUCUGUUCAUCGACACCAAGCUGAGGACCGGCAUGGGCGCAAAUUUCUCCUCGACCGCCACCAUGGGUCGACCGGGCAGGGCGGGGCUUCGUAGGCAGAUGACAGAGGCAAAGUACGAGACAGAGUCCAAAUACGACCACCCGUUGGCCAAAGACAAGGACAAGAGUCUAUCCCGUCCUCAGAGAGAAGAGGAGAAGAAGAACAUGUUGAUAGACAUUGGUGACACGUCUCAGCAGAAGUCAGCUGGGUUGCUGAUGGUCCACACCACUGACGAGAACAACCUGUCUGUGGGGGAGAGGGACGGGGCGGUCAGUCCAGACAGCACCCCCAGUGAGCUCCGGGACCCCAACCAACCUAACACCCCCAAAAUGGCCUCCCCUAAUCCCCACAACCCCCACUCUAUGGGCCCUGGACCCAGAGGUAGUAAGACCAUGAUCACCGUCACCUCAGUAGACGAGCCGGUCAAACUACCCUUCAGUAUCCCCCCUCCACCCUGUGUUCCCUCCGUGGACAUCGACGAUGAGUUCUUUGCUGACCCACUGCCACCGCCGCUCGAGUUCGCCAACAGCUUCGACAUCCCAGAGGACCAAAAGGGGGCGAUCGCUGAGCUCCUGAAACAGCAACGAAAUGCUGGCAGGGCACCAUCAUCUCUAGCCCCCUUCUAUCCCUAUCACGGUAACACCCCAGGCCACCCUGACCAGACCAUGAUCAAACGGCCUGCGGUGCUCACCAACUGUACGCCCCCCUGCUUCCCCCACGCCCUCUUGGAGAGCUACGAUCCUAUCAGUGACUCGGGCAUUGAUGUGGAGCCGGACAGCCGCAGUAUUGGAGAUCCCCAGCUGGAGACUACAAGCACUAUGUCCACCGUAUCCAGUAUCUCCACGCUGUCGUCCGAGGGUGGCGAGGUGCUGGACAACACAUGUACAGUCUAUGCAGACAGACAGGCCUUUCUGGUGGACCGGACUUCAAAGUCAAGAACCAGGCAACCUGCCGCAAACAAGAGCAACGCACUUUACAAGGACCCUGCCUUGAUGGAUAGAGAGGAGAACAUAAGAACUUUCGCCGCACCUUCCUCCGUCCCACCGCCUCCCCCCGGGGCCAGCGUCUCCUCAGAGCCCCCCAGAACACCAACUCAAAGAACCUCCAAGCUAUGGGGAGACCCUCCAGGUUCUAACCCCCAGGACAUGCAGAACAAGGACAGGACACCAAAGCCAGGAGAGGGGAUAGACUCUUCUUCCUCAGGAUGUAGGACUGUUUUUGGAUCCAGGGGUCCGGACAGUGGGUCCCUCUCCUCAGGUACACAGCGGAAUACCACAGUCUCUUUUGCUGCCCAGCUCCCCCCGAACGUGCCUGCCCCAUCUCCAAACCGACAGACAGAGAGACCCUCCCACCACAGAGCCCCCAGCCCCAUCCUCUCUCCCCCAGACUCAGGCCUCGGCUGUGCCUCCUCUCUCCCUGCCACCUCUCCCACCCUAUCAGACGUGUUCGGCCUGCCCACCCCCCCUCUCAGCCUGGGCACGGGGAGCAGCCGCUCGCCCUCCCCCCUCACCCUCAUCCAGGCCGUCUCCAACAAGCCUUUUGCCACCAAGCCGGUUCUGAUGUGGAGCAAACACGACGUGGCCGACUGGCUGGAGAGCCUAAACCUGGCUGAGCACAGAGACACCUUCAUGGACAACGACAUCGAGGGCAGCCACCUGCCCAGCCUGCAGAAGGACGACCUCAUAGACCUCGGGGUGACCAGGGUCGGACAUCGGAUGAACAUAGAGAGAGCUUUGAAACUUCUGAUGGACAGGUGA